CUCCCUCCGCCCUGGCUCGGCACUCGGCAGCCGCGCCUGGGGAAGAUGGCGGCGCCCAUGGCGGCGUGUCGGUGAGCGCGGGCCAUGCUGGCGCUGCUGGGCCGCGGCCUGGCCGGGCUGGCCCGCGCCGGGGCCGCCGUGCUGGGCAGGGCAGAGCCCGCCCGCAGUCCUGUGCUCCAGGCAGCCAGAGGCUAUGCCAGACCUGUGGCAAAGAAGAGGAAAGACAUGCCCAGCCAUCUGGAUGACCUUCCUCCCACCAUGCUGAAGAAGGAUUAUGCCAAUCUCCCAGUAAUGAACAGCGUGGAUGAUGUGGUGAAACGGGUGCUGUCCCUGGAAAUGGCCAGUCAGAAGGAGAAGUUGAAGGUAAAGAAACAGCAGCUGGUGGAGAAGGUCAGGAGGUCUCCCAAUGACAAUGGCUCCUUUGAGGUGCAAGUUGCAAUUUUGACUGCCAGGAUACGCACGCUCGAGGAGCACCUCCAGAAGCAUCCCAAGGACAAAAGGAACCGCAGGUUCAUGCUGAUGGACCUGGACCGGCGCAGGAAGAUGCUGGGCUACCUGCGCCGGGUGAACUUCAGCACCUUUGAGAACACCUGCAGAGAGCUGCAGAUCCAGUACAGCCCGCCCCAGCCCUACGCCCGCCGCGUCACCAAGCGCUGGCUGGUCAAGAAGGCCUUCUGCAUCAAGGUGUUCCAGGAGAAGCAGAAGCUGAAAGCAGCUGUGAGACUGAGGCAGAGGAAAGAGAGGCAGGCGAGAGCAAGGGCUGCACGGGAACAGCAGGAGAAGAAGGAGAAGCAGCUGCAGGAGAAGCAGGCCCAGGAGGGGACCCCUGUGUAGUGGCACAGACAGGCUGACAAUAAACACCUGCCCAAAGACCUCAA
Prinia subflava (tawny-flanked prinia) is the source of this 878-nucleotide messenger RNA. It is a transcript of the gene MRPS15, whose product is annotated as mitochondrial ribosomal protein S15. Gene Ontology annotation, cellular component: mitochondrial small ribosomal subunit; ribosome. The coding region runs from base 85 to 834 and encodes 249 amino acids. NCBI's taxonomy places the organism in Eukaryota, Metazoa, Chordata, Aves, Passeriformes, Cisticolidae. The transcript has 8 exons. The record is from RefSeq and is a predicted model, not a curated record. Gene Ontology annotation, biological process: mitochondrial translation. Gene Ontology annotation, molecular function: structural constituent of ribosome; RNA binding.